AUGGGAUUCAUGCUGGCCCAGGCCUUCCACCCUUCCAUGCGUCAUGCAGCGCCGGUGCGUCGGGAAAUUGGCAUCCGAACUGUAUUUAAUAUCCUGGGUCCGCUGACCAACCCGGCCCGAGCCCAGUGUAUGCUCCUUGGUGUGGCCUUUCCCCAGUUGGGGGAGUUUAUGGCUGAGGCGUUGAGGCUGCUGGACAUACAGCACGCCCUGGUGGUACAUGGCGAGGACGGAAUGGACGAAAUUACUCUGUCCGGCACUACCACCGUAUGGGAGGUACAGGACGGGGAGGUUAAGAACUGGACCAUCGACGUAGCUGACACGGGCUUGUCCAGAGCCACCACCGACGAGCUUAAAGGAGGCACCGCCUACGAGAACGCAGCCACCAUGCGCCGCCUGUUCCGGGGUGAAGGCGGACCCCUGCGCGAUGCCGUGCUACUGAACAGCGGGGCCGCCCUGGUGGCAGGUGACAAGGUAAGCUCCCUGAACGAUGGCAUCGCCGUGGCCGCUCAGGCCAUAGACGGCGGUAAGGCUCUGGAAACGGUGGACGUUUUGGUGGAGGUUAGCCAGAAGGCUGGGUAG
Geodia barretti is the source of this 579-nucleotide messenger RNA. The record is from the annotation of a GenBank genome assembly. Lineage: Eukaryota; Metazoa; Porifera; Demospongiae; Tetractinellida; Geodiidae.